Mobula hypostoma (lesser devil ray) is the source of this 1345-nucleotide messenger RNA. RefSeq names its product homeobox protein Hox-D5. Gene Ontology annotation, biological process: regulation of transcription by RNA polymerase II; anterior/posterior pattern specification. Gene Ontology annotation, molecular function: DNA-binding transcription factor activity, RNA polymerase II-specific; RNA polymerase II cis-regulatory region sequence-specific DNA binding. Gene Ontology annotation, cellular component: nucleus. The transcript is spliced from 2 exons. The coding region runs from base 38 to 787 and encodes 249 amino acids. The record is from RefSeq and is a predicted model, not a curated record. Lineage: Eukaryota; Metazoa; Chordata; Chondrichthyes; Myliobatiformes; Myliobatidae.
ACGUCUAAGAACCACAAAUCAAUCCCCUAAAAGGCAGAUGAGUUCCUACUUCUUAAACUCUUUCUCAGGUCGCUACCAAAAUGGCCACAAUUAUCAGUUGCAGAGUUAUGGGAAUGCCUCGUCUGUGGGCGAGCAUUUUAGAGAGUCGACGAUGCUUUCCGCCAGGUAUGGCUAUGAUUACACUGGGAUAGACCUCAGCAUGACUCGUUCUAACUCAAAUCUUCGUGGAGACAGUGAAAGGUCUGCUAACUACAUGCAGACAGCCAGUAACACCUUUCAUAGUUCAUCUGGUGCGAGAACUAAGUCUCCUGAUGCUGCGUUCUGCUCAGGAUCUUUAAUAAGCCCAACUAACAGUACUGUUAAAACGGGGACUACAGUCACAGGGCCAAGUCAUUCAUACCGCUGUGGUCAGGACACAUCACCGUUAACCGAUGAGCAUCUUAAGGAAACGAACAGCCCCAAACCAGAAAGUGGGCAACUAGACAAGGAUUCCGCACAGCAGAUGCAGAUAUACCCAUGGAUGAAAAAACUUCACCUUAACCAAGAAGGCUUAAGUGGACCAGAAGGGAAACGAACGAGGACAGCUUAUACCCGCUAUCAAACCCUGGAACUGGAGAAAGAAUUCCAUUAUAACAGAUACCUUACACGACGCCGGCGGAUAGAAAUCGCUCACGCUCUGUGUCUGACUGAGAGACAAAUUAAAAUAUGGUUCCAAAACAGAAGAAUGAAAUGGAAAAGGGAUAAUAAAUUGAAGAGCAUCAAUAUCAGCCCUCCAGGAGGGCCUUAGCUAGUUACACCUAACUGGCUGUAAUAUUACUGUCCUUUCGUUGCAAUGGGAAUGGUUGUUUGGGCACAUAAAAUACUAUGAGAUACAUUAAUUAAUAUCGUGUAGGUUCAAAAUCUUGUCAUCAAUACACUUCAUCAGUUGUCAUCUACAGAUGUUAAAUUUUUUCUAAAUAUAUAUAUUUAUAAUAUCUAUGCCUAAUUCAGAUAACAAGAAAGAACAAUAAAGGGGUCAGCCGGCAUAAGGCAGCCAAGCAAACCGUUUACCUCCGAGAGCAGAAUGAAGUUGUUUUCUGUGUCCGGUUGCUGAACAAACCAAUCUUCUACCGGUUGAUAGCUUCGUUAAAGCUAUAAUUUGAUCAUGUUUUGUAAAGUUAGAUAAAUAUUGUUGCUUUCAUCUUUUUUUUACAUCAAAAGUGAUUUUUUUUUUAAUCAGUGCUGGGUAUCGUGGCUGUGAUCCCAGGUAUAUCUUGUGGUGUAUAUUCUGUACAUACAUAAUGUUUAAAUGUCUGACUUUGUGCUAAAUAAAUGAAAUGAAUGGUGUUUUGUCUACAACAUUGAA